CCAAAAAAAAAACAAGGAAACUAAAUGCAGAAACAGAGGAAAAAAAAACAAAUGAAGCAAUUGGCUCCAAUCCUGGCCGUGAUAAACUUGCUUCUCCUGGUUCAUGGAGACGAUGGAUCAGCGGUUGGAGAUCCUGGGAUGAAGAGAGACGGUCUCAGAGUGGCGUUUGAAGCUUGGAACUUUUGCAAUGAGGUUGGCUUUGAAGCUCCUCACAUGGGUAGUCCUCGAGCCGCUGAUUGCUUCGAUGUUUCAUCUAAAUACAUUAAAGCAUACAGAAAAAGCCAGUCAAACAACACAAGAAGUAGUUCUUCCUUGGUGCACAAGGUAUCAGACUCGGACAACGAGCUAGGGAUAGGGAAGCCUAAACCAGGAAUCAUAUCAGAAUCAGCAUUGCAUAACCCUGACCUUUACGCGGUCGAGAAAGAACUCUAUCUAGGAUCUCUCUGUCAAGUCUCAGACAAAGCAAACCCGUGGAGUUUCUGGAUGGUAAUGCUCAAAAAUGGAAACUACGACACAAAAUCUGGUCUUUGCCCUAAAAACGGCAAAAAAAACCCACCUUUCAAUCAACCCGGAUUAUUCCCCUGUUUCGGCAGCGGUUGUAUGAACCAACCGUCGCUGAACCACGGAAAGACCGAGCUUCUGAGAGAUGGUCAGACCAUGAAGGGAUGGUUCAAUGGUACGUACGAUCUGGAUGCAGCAUUGGGAAAUGGGUUGGAUGGGAUAAGUUAUUACGAGGUUGUGUGGGAGAAGAGAGUUGGUGUUGGUGGUUGGGUAUUUAAACAUAAGCUUAAGACUUCAGCUAAGUACCCAUGGCUUAUGCUUUACCUCAGAGCUGAUGCCACUAAAGGAUUCUCUGGUGGAUACCAUUAUGACACUAGAGGAAUGCUCAAUACACUUCCGGAGUCACCAAACUUCAAAGUGAGACUGACACUAAACAUAAAACAAGGAGGAGGACCUAAGAGUCAAUUUUAUCUUCUCGACAUCGGAAGCUGCUGGAAGAACAACGGCGAGCCCUGCGACGGUGACGUAACCACCGACGUAACUCGUUACUCGGAGAUGAUCAUAAACCCUGAAACUGCACUUUGGUGCAACCCAAAGAGUCUCCACAACUGUCCACCGUACCACACGUUUCGAAACGGCACCAGAGUUCACCGUACGGACCACCGGAGCUUCCCUUACGAGGCUUACCACGUUUACUGUGCGCCGGGAAACGGCGAGCAUCUAGAGCUUCCGGUGGGGACUUGUGAUGCUUUUAGUAACCCACAAGCUCAGGAGAUUCUUCAGCUUUUGCCUCACCCAGUUUGGGGUGAAUAUGGGUAUCCGACCCGGUUGGGUGAUGGUUGGGUGGGUGACCCGAGAACUUGGGAGCUGGAUGUUGGUGGCUUGUCUAGUAGGCUUUACUUCUACCAGGAUCCCGGUACGAUUCCGGCGAGGAGGAUUUGGACAUCGGUUGAUGUUGGUACGGAGAUUUACAAAGAAGAUGACGCAAUUGCAGAAUGGGAUCUCUCUGAUUUCGAUGUUCUUAUUACUUAAAUCUCUCUGAUUUCGAUGUUCUUAUUACUUGAUUAUUUUAUCAAUUUUUCAACCAAAACUGAACCAAUCCAAAGUUUUUGUUUCAAAGUAAACCAAACAAAUUCCGAGAGGCUGUGUAGUACCGGUACUGGAAAGAGAAUUGUGUGUACUAAUAUAACCAUCAAGCAAAA
Messenger RNA from Arabidopsis arenosa, 1703 nucleotides. Lineage: Eukaryota; Viridiplantae; Streptophyta; Magnoliopsida; Brassicales; Brassicaceae. The record is from the annotation of a GenBank genome assembly.